Molecule: messenger RNA, 3248 nt
Organism: Polypterus senegalus (gray bichir)
Lineage: Eukaryota; Metazoa; Chordata; Cladistia; Polypteriformes; Polypteridae
Gene: arfgap1
Product: ADP-ribosylation factor GTPase activating protein 1
Exons: 15
Coding region: 233-1543 (436 amino acids)
Biological process (GO): regulation of ARF protein signal transduction; regulation of endocytosis
Cellular component (GO): Golgi membrane
Molecular function (GO): GTPase activator activity
Source: RefSeq, a predicted model, not a curated record
GGGGUUAACCGGCAGUGCUAUUACCCAGUAGUCCAUGCGCGCUGCAACGUAUGCAGUCAGGCACUGGCAGACUCACCGGGAGUAUGAUGGCUGCUUGAGGAAAGCGAUUUCAUAGAACCGGCAGGUUGUAAGAUAUUCAUACCGAGAGAAUAAAUUAAGGACGGCUGUAGCUGCCUCUCUGACGUCCUGCGAUUAACAGAACGAGAGAGUUGCACCUUAACGAAAGGGAAUUAUGGCAAGUCCCAGGACUAGACGUGUGCUUAAGGAAGUGCGAACACAAGAUGAGAAUAACAUAUGCUUUGAGUGUGGUGCUUUCAAUCCACAAUGGGUGAGCGUUACAUAUGGCAUCUGGAUUUGCUUGGAGUGUUCAGGGAAACAUCGAGGUCUAGGAGUACAUCUGAGCUUUUUGUGCUCUGUCACAAUGGAUAAAUGGAAGGACAUUGAAUUAGAGAAGAUGAAAGCUGGUGGAAAUCGCAAGUUCCGAGAGUUCUUAGAAUCUCAGGAUGACUAUGACCCAUGCUGGAAUUUGCAGGAAAAGUACAACAGCAAAGCAGCUGCACUAUUCAGAGACAAGGUGGCCACUUUAGCUGAAGGCCGAGAUUGGUCUGUUGAAACUUCAUCGGCUAGAAACUGGUCCCCACCUCAAACCAAGGUUCCACUAGCAUCUGUCCAUCGCACUUCAGCUGGUCAAGCCCAGAGUUCAGGUUCUUCCUCGGAUAAGGCGUUUGAAGAUUGGCUGAGUGAUGAUCUUAACUCCUAUCAAAGCGGAGGUGGAUACAGCAGUCAGGAGAACCGUUAUGUUGGUUUUGGAAACACUGUUAACUCACAGAGGAAAGAAGAGGACUUCUUUAAUAAUGCCAUGACAUCAAUUUAUUCGGGAUGGAGCAAUUUUACUGUUGGGGCAAGUAAAUUUGCAUUAGCGGCAAAAGAAAACACAACAAAACUUGCAAACCAAGCAACACAGAAGAUAUGGGGUUAUAAACCCCCACCAGAGCCGGCGACAGAGUUGAGUCAGAGUAUAAACGAAAAUGUUAUCAAACCUACACAAGAGAAGGUGAAAGAGGGCAAAUUAUUUGAUGAUGUUGCAAGUAGUAUGUCUCAUCUGGCUUCAAAGGUUCAGGGAGCUGGAACAAAAGGCUGGAAAGACAUGAGCACAUUCUUUUCUGGAAAACCAGAAGAUUCUUCUAAUAGGCCUGCAAUGGGUGAUAGCUACCAGAAUAGCAGCAUUGAGGAGAGUUAUCAGAACAGUGGCUUGGGUAACCAGGAAUUUUGGGAAAACUUUGGUAGUGAAUCCAAGACGAAAAAAUCACCCAGUAAUGACAGCUGGACAUAUGCAGAUAACAAUUCCACUGAGAAAAAGAGUUUGGAUAGCUGGGACAAUUGGGGUUCUGAGGCCGUUUCCAAGAAUAACCAUAGCACUGGAGAAAGCUGGGAGACAUGGGAUAACAACUGGGAUGCUGCUGGUGAGGGUAAAGCAAAAAAAUCACCCAAAAAGACCGCCAAAGUGGCCAACGAUGAUGCCUGGGAUAACCAAAACUGGUAGACCCAUCACCUUCUUUUGACUAGUAUUCCUGUGUUGUAUGCUGACAACAGUGUGUUAGUUAGCCGUGUAUGGUUAACUACUUGAUGGUAAUUCCCAUUUUUCCUUUUUUGUAAGAAUAUGAUCCCACUGUUGUUGAUUUCAUAAUGUCUAUGCUGCACUCAAAAGUACCUUUGAACACCUAAAUUCAAAGCUGAAACUGUAUGGCUGUAUUAAGCAAUGAGGGGUCUGGAAAAUGAGAUGGUCAGUAUUUUCAGUUGAGUAAAUGGCAAAUGAGUUUUAUUUUCUAGAGAUUCUCCAUUACUGUCAAUAUUGGGGAGAAAAACUUUCUGCCUGCCCUGCUCUACUAGACAAGUUAAUUUAAAAAUACUGAGGCUAUAUCUGGCUAGAAACAAAACUUGUUGGAAAACAGCCCUGGCUCUAAAACGUUGCAAAGAAUAGUUGCAAUUCUUUGACCAUAUAGAUUUGACUAAUAACUUUAAAAGGUUGAGAAUGUGCUUGAUCUCGACCCCUAUUCUAUUUGCAAAGUCAUAGAUGCCUUCUGGGGUAGUAAGGAAAUUAUUCAUAUUAAAAUAUGUAUUUUUUUUAAUUAUUAAAGAACCCUAUAUUGAAAGAAAUUAAGUAUUACAUUAACAUUCAGUUAGUAUUUAGGUCUUUUUAAUUGUUGAAUAAUGCAUAUAUCAACUUGUAAUAGGUAAUGUUCUAUUUUAAGGUAUUUGCCUUUUCUCACAUACAGAAAUAAUUGACUACAUUAGAAAACUUUUUUUCAAUGAAAUAAUCAUGUUCAUUAUUUUCAUUUGUUUUAGUAGUACUUGUUGACUGGAUAAUUACACAGUCUGAAAUCUAUAAAAAGUAUGUCCAGCUACUUCUUGCCAUCAGGAUUGUUAGGUUCUAAUAAUGCAGAUAUAAUUUUAAGGGUGCUUUAAUAUGUAUAAAAUACCUUACAUAGAUAAACACUUUAGUUCAAAUGCAUAUUCAAAUGGCAUCCCUAUUUUUAUGCUAAAUCAUAUCAGGACAAAGUUUAGUUUUUUUUUUGUUCAGGUUGUAAAUUACUAAUUGAAAAACUACCUCCUCCACUUCUAAAACAUUACAGAUACGUUUAUAAGUGGGGAGAAAGACUGAAUAAAAGUGUUUUUUUUUUUUAUUUUUUAAUAAUACAAAUUGUGACUUCUAGGAUUAUUCAUCAUACUCUAGUGGUGAGGCUGACAUUAAAGCCACCAGAAUACACAAUAUUAUCUAGAUAAACUUUUUCCGUGACAUAAUUAUUCUAAUUUAAUGGAAGACAGACAGACUUGCAUAAUACUGACUUGGCAUCCUUGACAUUUUCUUCUUUGGGAUCUGUUGUUACUUAUUUUUAUUUAUUUGUUUAACAGUAAAGAAAUCAUUUGCACAGUCCUUAAGCAUGCUUUUCUGUAUAUAAGCUUUCCUUGAAAUAACCAUAUAGAUGUGAUGUGGAAGCUGAUAUUCAGUCUGGAUUGGAGGUCCAUAGUUUCUUAAAAGCUACAGCUGAUAAUUUAUUAAAAGUCAUUUUACUUGCAUUGCCUUGACAUUAUAUUUGGAAGGAGUCAACCUUUCUUAAAUACUUUUUGUUGUUGUUUUUUGAAGUACAAGUAUUAGCACAGGCCCAGGUAACCAACAUUUUGUUUUUCACUCCUGAGUUUGGAAGUAAUGCAUUAAAAAAGCCUUUGUGUGCUCUCUCCUUUUACUU